Meriones unguiculatus (Mongolian gerbil) is the source of this 5282-nucleotide messenger RNA. RefSeq names its product chloride voltage-gated channel 6 (gene Clcn6). The transcript is spliced from 23 exons. The record is from RefSeq and is a predicted model, not a curated record. Gene Ontology annotation, molecular function: voltage-gated chloride channel activity. Lineage: Eukaryota; Metazoa; Chordata; Mammalia; Rodentia; Muridae. Gene Ontology annotation, cellular component: lysosomal membrane; intracellular membrane-bounded organelle. Gene Ontology annotation, biological process: chloride transport; transmembrane transport. Bases 132 to 2744 code for a protein of 870 amino acids.
GCCACUCCCUGUCUGCGGACCCGGCGCUCGAGAGGGCCACGUGACCCUCCGGGGGCCAGUCACGUGAGGCGUGGAUCCUGGGUGGGAGGGGGGUUGGCCUAGGGGGUCCGGAGUGCCAGGAAAGGAAGAAGAUGGCGGGGUGCAGGGGGUCUAUGUGCUGCUGCUGCAGGUGGUGCUGCUGCUGCGGUGAACGCGAGAGCCGCACCCCCGAGGAGCUGACCAUCCUUGGGGAGACACAGGAAGAGGAGGAUGAGAUCCUUCCAAGGAAAGACUAUGAGAGCCUGGACUAUGACCGCUGCAUCAAUGACCCUUACCUGGAAGUGUUGGAGACAAUGGAUAAUAAGAAAGGGCGAAGAUACGAGGCGGUGAAGUGGAUGGUGGUGUUCGCCAUUGGCGUCUGCACUGGGCUGGUGGGUCUCUUGGUGGACUUCUCUGUGCGACUCUUCACCCAACUCAAGUUUGGAGUGGUUCAAACAUCGGUGGAGGAAUGCAGUCAGAAAGGCUGCCUCGCCCUGUCCCUCCUUGAACUCCUGGGUUUUAACUUGACCUUCGUCUUCCUGGCAAGCCUUCUCGUCUUGAUAGAGCCAGUGGCAGCAGGUUCAGGGAUCCCCGAAAUCAAGUGCUAUCUGAAUGGUGUGAAGGUGCCUGGAAUUGUCCGCCUCCGGACCCUGCUCUGCAAAGUCUUUGGGGUGCUGUUCAGUGUGUCUGGAGGGCUCUUUGUGGGGAAAGAAGGCCCCAUGAUCCACAGUGGUGCCGUGGUAGGAGCUGGCCUCCCUCAGUUUCAGAGCAUCUCUUUGCGGAAGAUCCAGUUUAACUUCCCCUACUUCCGAAGUGACAGAGACAAGCGGGACUUUGUAUCAGCGGGGGCAGCUGCUGGAGUUGCUGCGGCUUUUGGGGCCCCUAUAGGGGGUACCCUGUUCAGCCUGGAGGAGGGCUCAUCCUUCUGGAACCAGGGGCUCACAUGGAAAGUGCUCUUCUGUUCCAUGUCUGCCACCUUCACCCUCAACUUCUUCCGUUCUGGGAUUCAGUUUGGAAGUUGGGGCUCCUUCCAGCUGCCUGGGUUGUUGAACUUCGGCGAAUUUAAGUGCUCUGACUCUGAUAAAAAAUGUCAUCUCUGGACAGCUGUGGAUUUGGGUUUCUUCGUCGUGAUGGGGGUCAUUGGGGGUCUCCUGGGAGCCACAUUCAACUGUCUGAACAAGAGGCUUGCAAAGUACCGUAUGCGCAACGUGCACCCGAAACCUAAGCUCGUCAGAGUCUUGGAGAGUCUCUUGGUGUCCCUGGUGACCACUGUGGUGGUGUUUGUGGCCUCCAUGGUGUUAGGAGAAUGCCGACAGAUGUCCUCUGCGAGUCAAACCGGUAAUGGCUCGUUCCAGCUCCAGGGCACAUCCGAAGAUGUGAAUUCAUCUAUCAAGAAUUUUUUCUGUCCCAAUGACACCUACAAUGACAUGGCCACACUCUUCUUCAACUCCCAGGAGUCUGCCAUCCUACAGCUCUUCCAUCAGGAUGGAACUUUCAGCCCCAUCACCUUGGCCUUAUUCUUCAUCCUCUAUUUCCUGCUCGCAUGCUGGACUUUUGGCACUUCUGUCCCCAGCGGCCUCUUCGUGCCUUCCCUGCUGUGUGGAGCAGCUUUUGGACGUUUAGUUGCCAAUGUCCUGAAAAGCUACAUUGGCCUGGGCCACAUCUAUUCUGGGACCUUCGCCCUGAUUGGCGCGGCAGCUUUCCUGGGUGGCGUUGUGAGGAUGACUAUCAGCCUGACUGUCAUCCUGAUUGAGUCUACCAAUGAGAUCACCUACGGGCUUCCCAUUAUGAUCACUCUGAUGGUGGCCAAGUGGACAGGAGACUUCUUCAAUAAGGGCAUUUACGACAUUCACAUUGGCCUGCGAGGUGUGCCUCUUUUGGAGUGGGAGACGGAGGUGGAAAUGGACAAACUGAGGGCCAGUGACAUCAUGGAGCCCAACCUGACGUACGUCUAUCCGCACACUCGCAUCCAGUCUCUGGUGAGCAUCCUGCGAACCACGGUCCACCAUGCCUUCCCAGUGGUCACAGAGAACCGGGGCAAUGAGAAGGAGUUCAUGAAAGGCAACCAGCUCAUCAGCAACAACAUUAAGUUCAAGAAGUCCAGUAUCCUCACCCGUGCCGGUGAGCAGCGCAAGCGGGGCCAGUCCAUGAAGUCUUACCCUUCCAGUGAGCUGCGCAACGUGUGUGACGAGCACGUGGCUUCCGAGGAGCCAGCCGAGAAGGAGGACCUGCUACAGCAGAUGCUGGAGAGGAGAUACACUCCCUACCCCAACCUAUACCCUGACCAGUCCCCGAGUGAAGACUGGACCAUGGAGGAACGUUUCCGCCCGCUGACCUUCCACGGCCUCGUCCUGCGCUCUCAGCUUGUCACCUUGCUUGUCCGAGGAGUGUGCUAUUCCGAAAGUCAAUCCAGUGCCAGCCAGCCACGCCUUUCUUAUGCUGAGAUGGCCGAGGACUACCCUCGGUAUCCGGACAUUCAUGACCUGGACCUCACACUGCUGAACCCCCGGAUGAUCGUGGAUGUCACCCCAUAUAUGAAUCCUUCGCCGUUCACUGUCUCCCCCAACACCCAUGUUUCCCAAGUUUUUAACCUCUUCCGAACCAUGGGCCUGCGCCACUUGCCUGUGGUGAAUGCAGUAGGAGAGAUCGUGGGGAUCAUUACACGACACAACCUGACGUAUGAGUUCCUGCAGGCCCGGCUGCGGCAGCAUUACCAGACCCUCUGACAGUUGAGCCCAGCCACCACCAGCCCACUCUUCCAGAGAUGCCUCUGCAGGUGGCUUGCUCACUCGCUGGCCCCCACAGCCAGCACGAAGGCUGCCAGUCACCCACUUGCUCAGAUGCCUGGAGUCCUGGAAGACUGGAGUCAGAGGUUUUGGGGAUGUGUUGAGCAGGAAGUUGGGGUUGUACUAACUUCCCCAGCAAGAAUCUUCCAUUUCUCAUUCCCCGGACUCCCCCAGGCAGACAUCAGGGUGAAGUCAGGCUGGAUCCCUGGUGGACACUUGGUACCUCUCUGUUGUUGCUUCCCAGAGAGCCCAGCUAUUACCCAGACAAGACCCUUCUGGGAAGGGCUUGGGCUGAGGCAAACAUUGGGGAUGUUAUUUGCAUAUCAUGUUCAUUACUAAGUUCAGGAAUUGGGCAUUGAGAGCUGUUCCUUAUGUUUGGGGAGGCCUGGGAUCAAAACCAAGAGCUUAGAUCCACUAGAGCUGUCUGCCUCUUCAUUGGCCCGGCUUUCUUCUCGUUCUGUUUGCUAGGAGGAGCACAGGCCCUCAACCCUGUGGCUUGAAUCUCCUUAGAAUCAUUCUGACCAGGCCCUUGAAGCACUGAAACCCCAGUUAACAGCCUUUGAGCCACUAACUCCAUCCUAGGGGACCACACCUUCUCCCUUCACUGUGAGCGUUCAGUAGCCCCCACUCACUAGUCAGGCCUGCUCUCCCAGCAACACAUGCUCUUCCUAUGCUCAGUUCCUUCCUCCCCACAACUGCUCGACUUUCUAAGCCUUUAUCUGUCUUUCUGGUGGGGUAGCCACAGCUUCAUCUUGGACACAUUCCCAAAGUUAACCAAAACUGAGGGACCCCUAGACAGAACCACUACCCAGAGCCCUAGCAAAUUGGGGACCACCGUACAAGCUGGCAAACAAGAUGUCGUGAGCCCUGGCCAGUCAAAGGUACAACCGUGGGAGAAAGCCAGUGGCUGCUCUCUCGGUCACUGCUCGCACCCUGCUUCCAUGCAGCUCCCCGCUCGCCCUCUUACUGAGGACGUGGAGGGGAACCUGUGCAGCUGCUGGUCUCAGGCCGGGGGGUGGGGGGGGAAUUUCUUGCCCUGUGCCUCACUACAUUUUAACUGGCUUCAUUCUCUCUUGGUCCUCUGUGAAUUAGCUCCUCCGUGAACACCUGGAUAGAGACACUUGCACUCAUCUUCCUGCAGCCUAGGGCCCUUGCGGUAGCUGUCCUUUGGGUACCGGGUGGCAUUCAUUUGCAUUAAAUGCUUUUUAAAUCAUAGAAGUUGCUGCUGGGCAUCUGUGCCAGGGCCUGACUUCUAGGAGGAGGCUACCAGGUCUGGCAGAGUCACCUACUCAGCACUUGGGAAAUUCUUCCACAGCCUCUGUUGGGGGCUACCUUAGAUCUUUGCAGCUGACAGCAACUCUGGCCCUCUGUUUCCUCCAUUUGCUUAUCUUUUUAUCAGAAUGAGCUUAACUCACUGUUUUCAGCUUCUGAAAGGUAGGCAUGGGGUUGCAACUCCCAACAAGUACUUAGGAAAAUAGUUCAGCAGGAUUGUGUUUGGCCAGCCGAUGGCUUCAUUUUAUGGCUGACUCCAGUGCCUGCCCUGCUGUAUGCUCCAUCAAGAAGGAAACCGGUUGCCCACACCAAGAGCAAAGCAUGACACCACAGAAUCACCUUCCUAGCCUGGUGGGUUCUCGGAAUAGCAGCCUGCAGAGGACCUCAGUCCACAGCUUCCUGCCUCACAGCCAGCCUUGGUGACCUGUGGCAGUUUGUCCAUCCUGCGUGUGUGUGUUUGAGUCAUCAUCAAUUUAGCCCAGAAUAGACAGGGUCCAGAUAUUUCCACCCUGGAGGCCUGAGCCCAGGCCCCUCUAGGACACUCAGUUUCCUGUUUCUCCCCCCCCCCCCCCCCGCCCCCAACCUGCCUUUCCAGAAAAGCCCAAAGACAACCGCUUUUCCACUUGUGAACUAUGACUGUAAGCCUUGGACCCCUCCUCCCAUGGCCAUCCCGUGGAACCAGUGGCUCAGUCUCUCACCUGCCACAGCACCUUGUCAAACACAGCUCCAUGGAGGGACACUGAGGUGGCUUGAGGCAGUUUUCCUGGCUUCUGCACUUGGUCGUUUGUGUGUCUCCCUGGUACUGCUGUGGGAGUUUGGCAUUUUAUGAGAUGGCUGCCUGUGACCUUGUUCAGCAAUUCCAGCUGGAACGGACAUUAGCUUGACUCAGCCAGUCGUCUGACAGUUUGAUGCAGACCUUGGUGACAAGAAGGCUCUGGAAAGGCCAGCACAGCCCUCCUGGCCCAGCAGUGUUGACAUGUGGUGUUGCCCUCGGCUCCCGUGGACCUCAGUGAUUCUCCAGCUGCAGCUUCCGCCUUUCCAUUUGCAUUCUUUGUUUAUAUGGUAACAGUAGCUGAUCCCACUGUGUAGAUAAAUGUUAUCUUUUUUAAUUUGUAAAGGUCUAUUUUUAUUUGGCCCUUUGGAAGGUGGAAGGAAGUUCUUGUAACUCUUAAAAAGUCAAAAUAAAAUGUCUUCACCUUCUCUGUA